Salvia miltiorrhiza (redroot sage) is the source of this 1582-nucleotide messenger RNA. RefSeq lists its product as uncharacterized. Gene Ontology annotation, biological process: exonucleolytic trimming to generate mature 3'-end of 5.8S rRNA from tricistronic rRNA transcript (SSU-rRNA, 5.8S rRNA, LSU-rRNA). Gene Ontology annotation, molecular function: 3'-5'-RNA exonuclease activity; nucleic acid binding; zinc ion binding. Bases 192 to 1406 code for a protein of 404 amino acids. The record is from RefSeq and is a predicted model, not a curated record. The transcript has 5 exons. Lineage: Eukaryota; Viridiplantae; Streptophyta; Magnoliopsida; Lamiales; Lamiaceae.
GAAUCAUGAAACUGUAUUAGAAUAAUAUAUAGAAAAUAUGACAUGUAAACGCCAAAACAUAAUACAUAUCCAUUUAUUGCCUCAAAACCAGCAGCAGCAAACGCUCUCUUCGCAAAUCGCAGCGCUAACAAGUGCAAUUACAGAGUGAGAUUUCAUGUGCUUUGCCCCGGAUCUUCGUAGCUUUUGUAUGCAUGAUGAUAUCUUUGGAUAAUAAAGAUGCUCUGCAGAGUAAUCGUGAGAAUUCACUAAAAAAGAUUCAAAACACAGGUUACUUCUGCUCUCCGUCACAUAAAGCCACCUACUUAGAAGGUUUUCCAGAGUUGGAAGAUGAUGCCCCUGCUCAAUCAGGUGCGGGUGCUGUAGAUCAAGAUUGCCCCUUAAGCAGUGAGCUAGUAGAACCUUCAGAGGAAUCUACGAAGAGGCCAUUAUAUUAUCAUGACUUUGGCAAAUGGUCUAGGAAUCCUGGCUGUAACAAUGCUCUUAUGUGCCAACUGAAUGUCUUUCACGCCCAUUUUCACCCUUUUGCAAUGAAUUACAGAUUUCAGCGUGUCCCAGUGCACAUGAUGGCUCAGAGUUAUCUACAUGAUAAACAAUUUCAAGAUUUUCAAUAUUUUGUGGUCAUCGACUUUGAGGCCACAUGUGACAAAGAAAGAAUUCCUUAUCCACAAGAGAUAAUUGAGUUUCCGUCUGUAAUAGUCAGCAGCAUUACAGGACAGCUAGAAGACAGCUUUCAGACAUAUGUUCGACCAACUUGUAACCAACACCUGACUGAUUUCUGCAAAGAUCUUACUGGCAUACAACAAGUCCAGGUUGACCGGGGAGUUUCGCUAAGUGAAGCUCUUCUUAGCCAUGACAAAUGGCUUGAAAACAAAGGAAUAAAGAACAGUAACUUUGCUAUAGUAACAUGGUCCGAUUGGGAUUGCCAGGUGAUGUUGGAAUCAGAAUGCCGCUUCAAAAGAAUCAGAAAGCCUCCAUAUUUCAACAAAUGGAUCAAUUUAAGAGUCCCUUUCCGUGAGGUGUUUGGUGGAGGGAGGUGCAACCUGAAAGAGGCAGUCGAGAAGGCCGGCCUAUCGUGGCAAGGUCGUGCUCACUGUGGCCUGGACGAUGCUAGAAACACUGCCUGCCUUCUGGCUUUGCUUAUGCACAGGGGAUUUAAGUUCUCCAUUACAAACUCAAUCACUUGUGAAGAAUCCGUGACGUCGAAUGCGACUUCAGAGAAGCCGGUGUUCGUUGCGCCGCGUGCACAAAGGCAGCACCAGCAGCCCCUUUGUUAUUGUGGGGUGAAAAGCAGCAAAGGGAUAGUGAGGAAGCCAGGUCCUAAGCAGGGGAGUAUCUUCUUCGGAUGUGGGAACUGGUCGGCUGCAAGAGGCGCCCUUUGCCAAUACUUCCAAUGGGCUUCUUUGUGAUCAAUCUACCUAUUUCUAUAAUAUAUUAUUUGGGGAAUAAUACGAUUAUUUUCUUUAAAUAAUUUUCAAGUUUUGUGUGUGUGUGUGUGUGUAUGUGUGUGAUAAGCUUGAUGAUGAGAAGCACUUCUUAAUUUCAGUGAGUAAAUAAUGAAAAUUGAGAAGCAUUGUAGGAUCAA